GUGUACGUCCGGGCUUGUCAGCUCAGCGCGGUCACAUGGUCGUGAGUCUCCUCUGUCUGAGCCGCCGCUCCGCUGCUGCAGAGCCCGGGUCCUUGGCUGCUCUUGUCGCUGCGGAGUCUGCGAAGCUGACGGCUGGCCUGCGGGAGGGAAGGAGUUUCUGAAUCAAGACAAAAAUGGAUAUCCGGGGUGCUGUAGAUGCUGCUCUCCCCACCAAUAUCAUUGCUGCCAAAGCUGCUGAGGUUCGGGCCAACAAAGUGAAUUGGCAGUCAUAUCUCCAAGGGCAGAUGAUUUCAGCAGAAGACUGUGAGUUUAUUCAAAGAUUUGAACAGAAAAGGAGCCCAGAAGAGAAACAGGAAUUAAUACAGACAGAAGGCAACCAGUGUGCUAAAACAUUCAUCAACCUGAUGACUCAUAUCUCCAAGGAACAGACAGUUCAGUAUAUUUUAACUAUGGUUGAUGAUAUGCUGCAGGAGAAUCACCAGCGUGUUAGUAUUUUCUUUGACCUUGCAAAACGGGGCAAAAACACAGCAUGGUCCUAUUUCCUACCAAUGUUGAAUCGGCAAGAUCUCUUCACUGUGCAUAUGGCAGCCAGAAUCAUUGCCAAACUAGCAGCCUGGGGAAGAGAACUGAUGGAAGGCAGUGAUUUAAAUUAUUAUUUCAAUUGGAUCAAAACCCAGCUCAGUUCACAGAAACUACGAAGUUCUGGAAGUGCUAAUGAUCCUGGGACUGAUAGCUCACAAUAUGUCCAAUGUGUUGCUGGAUGUUUGCAAUUGAUGCUUAGAGUCAAUGAAUACCGCUUUGCAUGGGUAGAAUCAGAUGGCGUAAACUGUAUCAUGGGUGUGUUGAGUAACAAAUGUGGUUUCCAGCUUCAGUAUCAGAUGAUUUUCUCUAUCUGGCUGCUGGCAUUCAGUCCUCAAAUGUGUGAACAUCUGAGGCGUUACAAUAUUGUUCCAGUCCUGUCUGACAUCCUUCAGGAAUCUGUAAAGGAGAAAGUGACUAGAAUUAUUCUUGCGGCAUUCCGGAAUUUACUAGAAAAGUCUACUGAAAGGGAAACUCGUCAAGAAUAUGCUCUUGCCAUGAUCCAAUGCAAGGUUCUAAAGCAACUAGAGAACCUAGAGCAACAGAAAUACGAUGAUGAAGAUAUAAGUGAGGAUAUCAAAUUUCUUUUAGAGAAACUUGGAGAAAGUGUCCAGGACCUCAGUUCGUUUGACGAGUACAGUUCUGAGCUGAAGUCAGGAAGGCUAGAAUGGAGCCCUGUCCAUAAAUCUGAGAAAUUCUGGAGAGAGAAUGCUGUAAGAUUAAAUGAAAAAAACUAUGAACUUUUGAAAAUUCUGACAAAGCUUUUGGAGGUAUCAGAUGACCCUCAAGUGUUGGCUGUAGCUGCUCAUGAUGUGGGAGAAUAUGUCCGACAUUAUCCUCGAGGAAAACGUGUAAUUGAGCAGCUUGGUGGAAAACAACUUGUAAUGAACCACAUGCAUCAUGAAGACCAACAAGUUCGCUAUAAUGCCUUGCUUGCUGUGCAAAAGCUGAUGGUUCACAAUUGGGAAUAUCUUGGAAAGCAGCUACAGUCAGAACAGCCUCAAACAGCCACAGCACGGAGCUGAGACUGCUUUAGUAACUGGAGAAGUUGUAGCUACCUUGAAGUGCGAGUAACAACAUCAUGUGGUUGCAAUCCCCUCACCGCCUGUCCUGCUAUUGUGUAGAUCUCUUUCAAAAUAUUAUUCCAAUAUAAUUACCUGAAGUACAAUGUAUUGUCUAGUAAACAGCUUUUGUCAGUUUGCUAGCUACAGUCCUUCUGCAUUGCAAAAAUAUCCAAGAAAUAUGAUACAUGUUGCCUUUAUUUUGUGUAUUUAUUGUCUCUUCAAAACAAGGGCAGAAAAAACAUUAAAGAAUAAUCAUUCCAUAUCA
Pogona vitticeps (central bearded dragon) is the source of this 1908-nucleotide messenger RNA. It is a transcript of the gene ATP6V1H, whose product is annotated as ATPase H+ transporting V1 subunit H. NCBI's taxonomy places the organism in Eukaryota, Metazoa, Chordata, Lepidosauria, Squamata, Agamidae. Gene Ontology annotation, molecular function: proton-transporting ATPase activity, rotational mechanism. The record is from RefSeq and is a predicted model, not a curated record. Gene Ontology annotation, cellular component: vacuolar proton-transporting V-type ATPase, V1 domain; lysosomal membrane. Gene Ontology annotation, biological process: proton transmembrane transport.